CCUUCUAGAAGCUUCAACACGCCGCUUUUGCCUCCUGUUCUCUAUUCCUCCCCCAUUUCUGGCAGCUGUCGAAACCCUAUUUUUUCCCUCUUCCUUCCACUCGCCGGCGUCGAUUGCGAGAGCUGGGGAUGGAUCGCAUCGUCGGCAGCAAGUACAAGCUGGGCCGCAAGAUCGGGAGCGGCUCCUUCGGGGAGAUCUACCUCGCGACGCACGUCGACACCUACGAGAUCGUCGCCGUCAAGAUUGAAAGCAGCAAAACCAAUCACCCGCAAUUGCUAUAUGAGGCCAAGCUGUACAAUGUUCUUCAAGGAGGGACUGGUGUUGCAAACAUUAAAUGGUGCGGCAUUGACGGCGAUGAAAAUAUUCUUGUUAUCGAUUUGCUUGGACCAAGCCUUGAGGAUCUAUUUGCUUAUUGUGGCCGGAGAUUCUCAGUGAAGACGGUCUUGAUGUUAGCGGAUCAGAUGAUUACAAGAAUAGAAUUUAUGCAUUCUAAAGGGUAUUUGCACAGAGACAUCAAGCCUGAUAACUUUCUUAUGGGCCUUGGUCGAAAAGCUAACCAGGUUUACGUCAUUGACUUUGGGCUCGCAAAGAGAUACCAUGACUCAACCACCAACCGCCAUAUACCUUAUAGAGAAAAUAAAAACUUGACCGGCACAGCUCGCUAUGCUAGUCGCUACACUCAUCUUGGGAUUGAGCAAAGCCGUAGAGAUGAUUUGGAAUCCAUCGGAUACGUUCUUCUGUAUUUCCUCAGGGGAAGUCUUCCUUGGCAGGGUUUGAAAGCAGCCACAAAGAAACAGAAAUAUGAUAAAAUAAGCGAGAAGAAGCUUUCAACACCCAUUGAGGCUUUGUGUAAAUGCCAUCCUGUGGAAUUUGUUUCCUACUUCCACUAUUGCCAUUCUCUGACAUUUGAUCAGCGGCCCGAUUAUAGUUUCUUGAGACGUCUCUUUCGAGAUUUGUUUGACCGUGAAGGUUAUCAGUUUGAUUAUGUCUAUGACUGGACUUUGUUGAAAUGUAAGCAAUCCCAGAAGGCUAAGGCUCAACAAGGAUGUUCCCAAGAUACAGGUGUAGGUAGCCAGCCAGUUACAAAGAAUUUGGAGAAGCACCAAGUUAGUGUUUCACGCCCAAUUGAAGCUUCGGGUCCACUUGAAGUGGAGCAACGCCGGGUAAUCAGAAUGCAAUUCAAAUCUAGUGCUGAGAACAGCCGUUCAAAUAAUCCUCAUCCUGAGAGAUUGAGAGUGGCUGCUAGCCCUGAUAAUGCAUUGCUGCAAUCCACAUCACGUGCCAAUGCUCCAAGGAACAAUGUAACAGUCUCAAAAACACAGGGGUCCAUUGAUCCCCACACUCGUGGAAGUUGCAGUCCAGGGCCCUCUAACUGCAUUUAGCCUUUGGAUCAGUUAGUUCCUAAAUCCAUGGUGGUCCGUUCAGUAAAUGAUUGGUUACCGGAUAUGGUUUCCGUUUGACGGGAGAAUCCUGGACAAAACUCGAAUGCUUUUAUUUCUCGGUGCAUGAAGCCAUUGCUGAAGGUAGAUGUCGGAUUUUUAAGAUGACGUCUGUAUUGCUUGAGGGUUCUUUUCCAAAUAAUAAUGAUGAUGUAUUCCUUGCUUAAAGAGAACUUGGGGAUUCAGAAUAGCUUUCAUUUUAAUUAGGGGUCAGCAGCAGUGGGACAAUGUGCGCUUUACCCGGCAUCCUGCUUAGGACAUACAACCUGUUUAACUUAAAGUGACAUUCGACUUGGAUCGGCUGCAGCUUUUAAUGUGUUUGAUGUUGAAUCACACCAAGCAAGGAUGACGAAGAGAUACCUGGGAAGUGUAUGAUUUGGUUAGCGUGAAUGAAUUAAUGAUUAUUUUGAUUGCUUCCACCAAUUUGCCUAUCUCCCAACAAAUACUUAAGAUUCUUGUGAAAAUUGGUCGACCGCAUUCAUCCCCAUUAUUAUUUUCAACUUUCAAGAGCCACGUGCUGCAGCUCAAGGCCUCAAGAUAUAGGUUAUCGCAAAUUCAAUCUGCAAGUGUUGAGUGGAGGUAAAACAUAACAUAUGCCAUUUGGUACUGUUGGGACUGACAUGGUUUAGUUUGUGUUGCUGGAUGAUGUGUGUAAUGGAUAUCUCAUGGCAUAAUUUGUGUAUAAUUGAUGAUUCAUUCUCGGAUGUUUCAUUUUGUUAUGUUUUUAGUCAGCUCUAAAUGAAAAGCUGGUUUGGCAGUU
Molecule: messenger RNA, 2199 nt
Organism: Phragmites australis (common reed)
Lineage: Eukaryota; Viridiplantae; Streptophyta; Magnoliopsida; Poales; Poaceae
Product: casein kinase 1-like protein 4
Exons: 17
Coding region: 129-1382 (417 amino acids)
Biological process (GO): peptidyl-serine phosphorylation; endocytosis; signal transduction
Cellular component (GO): nucleus; cytoplasm
Molecular function (GO): ATP binding; protein serine/threonine kinase activity
Source: RefSeq, a predicted model, not a curated record